CCUGAGUUCAUUGCUAAAGGUAUAAUGGAUCUAAUAACUGAUACUAGUAGAAAUGGUGCUAUCCUCAGAGCUAACCCGUGGCAAGGACUUAUGUAUCAGAGAUACAAGGAAGACAUGAAAUCAAAACUUUAAUUAUUAAUUUUUAUUAAUUUUUAAAUGAAAAUUGUUGUUAUUGUAACAAUUAGAUUUAAUGAGGUGUGACUAUCAGUCUGUCAUCAUAGAUAAAGGUGCAUGAGGUAAAGCAGAAGUCUAAAGUACGGUAAAAGCUCUAGCAAGUUUGCAAUGUUGUCAGAACAAAGUGCUGUAGUGACUGGAGGUGCCCAAGGCAUUGGAUUAGCCACUAGCCGUCUUUUGCUUCAAUCAGGGGCAAAGGUGGCAAUAUUUGAUCUGUCUAAAGACAAGUUAUCCACUACUUGUGAUGAAUUGAAAAGAGAGUUUGGAACUGAUCGGGUUCUCUCUUUUCACUGUGAUGUCACUGACGAAGAGCAAGUUGUAAAGGGAUUUGCUCUAACUAAAGAAACCUUUGGAUCAGUGGAUAUACUAGUAAAUAAUGCUGGCAUAACCAGCCCAAAGGAAUGGAAGAAAACCCUUCUUAUUAACCUACAUGCUCCUAUGUUUGCUUCUUAUACUGCUAUGGAGUACAUGAAAGGAUCCAGCAAGGCAGUGAUUGUUAAUGUUGCUUCAAUGGCAGGCUUUUGUGCCAUACCUGGUAAUGAGUCAUAUUCUGCUUCUAAGUCUGGUCUGAUUGCCUUCACACGAUCAAUGGCUCAGUCAACUGAGGGAAUUCGGUUUAACUGCAUAUGUCCAUCCUACACUGAUACUCCACUUCUUGGUGAACCGGGCAAAGAGCUUGAUUCAACUCUAUCAUUUAUAAUUGAGAAGCAAGGAGGACUCCUCAAGCCAGAGCAAGUUAGCGAAGGGAUCGUCAGGUUGAUUACUGAUGCUAGUCUAAAUGGGCAGGUGUUAAAGUUGACUCCAAGGAAAGGGUUCCAUUUUGAGAAGUACGACAGUUUUAUGGAGUCUCUUGAAAAGUUAUAAUUAACUAAUCCGCUCAAGUGACAGUUACAUGAAAUCUAUUUGUAUUGUUCUGUAUUUAUAAUGCCACAAUUUGCCUUGUUUUGUAGUGAAUUUUUGCUCUUAAUUUUAAAGUA
Messenger RNA from Amphimedon queenslandica, 1151 nucleotides. Its product is annotated as 15-hydroxyprostaglandin dehydrogenase [NAD(+)]-like. Gene Ontology annotation, molecular function: oxidoreductase activity, acting on the CH-OH group of donors, NAD or NADP as acceptor. The coding region runs from base 283 to 1038 and encodes 251 amino acids. Gene Ontology annotation, cellular component: cytoplasm. Lineage: Eukaryota; Metazoa; Porifera; Demospongiae; Haplosclerida; Niphatidae. The transcript is spliced from 7 exons. The record is from RefSeq and is a predicted model, not a curated record.